AUAUCGAUGACAGCAUCGCUCAGGGGGGUGUGUGUGAGUGUAAAAAAUCGCCGUAUCAACAACUCAGCAGUGGGAAAUUCUGUAUCGAAAAGCAGUUUAAGCAAAUAGUAAUGGAAGCACUGUACAGCUUACCCUUCUUUCUGUUCGAGGUGCCGAACCUGAAGCUUAAGCGGCCAUCAUGGCUCCAUCAGCCAUCCGCGAUGACGGUCUUCUCGUUCGUGCUGCUCUCCUACUUCCUAGUCACCGGAGGCAUUAUUUACGACGUGAUCGUUGAGCCACCGAGCGUCGGUUCGACGACGGACGAGCAUGGACAUUCGCGGCCGGUCGCGUUCAUGCCGUACCGGGUGAACGGCCAGUACAUCAUGGAGGGGCUUGCCAGCAGCUUCCUGUUCACGAUCGGAGGACUCGGCUUCAUCAUCAUGGACCAGACGCACACGCCGGGCAAACCGAAGCUGAACAAAAUUCUGCUCAUAGCCAUGGGCUUCAUCUUCAUCGUCGUGUCGUUCAUUACGACGUGGAUUUUCAUGCGAAUGAAGCUUCCGGGCUAUCUGCAGCCGUAAGGGGGCAAGCCCGGUCGGUUGAGAGGGAGUUUCGAGGUGUCUCAAGUGUAACUGAUAAGUCAAAACUGUCCUUCAAAACGAUAGAAAUACAAUUUUAUUAUGAAAUUGUGCGCUCUCACACAUACACUUAAAUUAAA
This is a messenger RNA of Anopheles coluzzii, 697 nucleotides long. Its product is annotated as putative oligosaccharyltransferase complex subunit CG9662. Gene Ontology annotation, cellular component: oligosaccharyltransferase complex. Lineage: Eukaryota; Metazoa; Arthropoda; Insecta; Diptera; Culicidae. The record is from RefSeq and is a predicted model, not a curated record. The transcript has 2 exons. The coding region runs from base 111 to 560 and encodes 149 amino acids.